Nelumbo nucifera (sacred lotus) is the source of this 1240-nucleotide messenger RNA. Its product is annotated as purine permease 3-like. Gene Ontology annotation, molecular function: purine nucleoside transmembrane transporter activity. The record is from RefSeq and is a predicted model, not a curated record. Gene Ontology annotation, cellular component: membrane. Lineage: Eukaryota; Viridiplantae; Streptophyta; Magnoliopsida; Proteales; Nelumbonaceae.
GGGGAGAGAGAGAGAGAGAGAGAGUGCUGCUGCGGAGAAGACAUGGCCAGGAACAUAGAGACCAUUGAGAAUGGAGUCCUAAACGAGAAAACCUGCUAUUACACCAAAAUCCCCGAUGGAGAUUCAUCAAUAAAGUCCAAUAUGGCCAAGUGGUGGCUCCUCGGAAUAAACUGCGUCUGCACUGUUCUGGGCACCAUCGCCGGGCCCUUGUUCCUGAGACUUUACUUCUUGCACGGUGGUAACCGGAAAUGGAUACCCAGUUGGUUACAAACUGCAGGAGUCCCGGUACUACUCGGCCCCCUCACAGUUCUGUACUUGCGUGAACGAGCAUCUGGCGUCAGGUUCUUAGCUCCCACUAAGCUCUUACUACUCAGUGCUGGAAUAGGCAUCCUUGUAGGACUCAACGACUUCAUGUACUCGCAUGGCUUAUCAUUCCUACCAGUCUCCACUUCUGCGCUCCUCCUCUCAACCCAACUCGGCUUUACCGCUCUCUUUGCUUUGCUUAUUGCCAAGCAGAAGUUCACUCCUUACUCCAUAAAUGCGGUUGUGCUGAUGACAUUGGGUGCAGCCUUACUUGGGCUGUCGAAGAGCGGCGACCGUCUUCUUGGUGUUAGUAACAGAGACUACUGGUUGGGCUUCGUCCUGACUCUCGGCGCAGCUGGCUUGCUGGGUUUCAUCUUACCUUGUUGCGAGGUUGCUUAUGCUACAGCUCGCAAGACCAUCACUUAUUCUGUGGUAUUGCAGUUUCAGUUUGGAGUGAACUUCUUUGCUACAGUAUUUUGCACCAUUGGAAUGCUCAUAAACAAGGAUUUUCAGGCGAUUCCGAGAGAAGCAAAUGCAUUCGAAUUAGGCGCAGUAAAAUAUUACUUGGUGCUGGUGUCGAUUGCAAUUGUGUGGCAGAUGGCAGGAGUGGGCACACUAGGAGUUGUCUUCUCCACCACGUCUCUGUUCGCUGGAGUCCUCAACGCAACGUUGCUUCCUCUCACGGAGACAGCAGCAGUGAUUGUAUACCAUGAGAAGUUCACAGGAGAAAAGGGCAUGGCACUAGCUCUCUGCUCUUGGGGCUUCAUCUCUUACUUCUAUGGAUCCUACAAGGAGAAGAAGAAGCAAGAUGCACUAUUUGAAACUGGGUCGAGGUGAUGAGUGUUGGGAAUAGUUUCAAUAAUUUUUCUUUGUGACAGAGAUUUCUUGUCUCAAAUAUCAAACAUGCAACAACAAUAAUACAAAUAAAAAAAAAAAA